GACGUUUAUCUGAGACCAAACCGUCUCGUCUGGUUCAACUUUUGCGCUUCGGCGACCACCCAGACGUAGCGUUGGGCGGGAGGAUAGUCGGGAUAGUCAGGGAGACUGUCCAAGUCCCCGUCUUUGUUAUGAACAAAUGAGCGCUCAUCAUCCUUAGUAGAUACACUAAAUGGACGAGAAAGCAAAGGAUGCAUGCUGUAUCUUUUCAAGAGACCACUUGAAAAAAAAUGCUGCCCCAGAAAAUUGUUGGUCAUUCACUGGCCAGUAGCAAAAAAGAUUUUGGAAAAAUAUGCAACAAUGGUGGCUUUGUGGGCAGCUCUAGUGUCCGAGGUACCCGUUCAAAAGCAGAGCUCCAAGAGCUGAUGGACAGUUUGCAGCGAAGGAAGGCAGCUGUUGAAGCCAGCAUACGUGCUAAUGCAGAGCGCCACCCCUACCUCAGCCUGUCCUCUCCACCUAGUCCUCAUUCCACCAUAUCACUCCUUCAAGAGCAGCCGUCCCACUCAGUUCAUAUGCCUUCCUCCUACAUUCUCAAUAUGGCUCCUUCCCCUCGUCAUUCAGACUGCACAUCAAGCCCAGUCCACACCCAUACUCGCAAUCGCCACCAGUCUCAUGAGAACCUUCCACUCUUUCAAUUGUGUGACAUCCGUCGACCCAACACAUCCAGCUCCAUGUGGAAUGGUAGCUCUUACAUGUCAGAUGCUUUUAAUAUAUACCAUCGUGGCCCUAGUGGAGCUGCAAGCAUGCCCUCCAGUCCUAGGCUAGGCAGAAAACAUUUAGCACAAGAUGGAGAUCCAGUUAAUUAUCCUCCUCCUCGCCAAAGGAAAUAUUCCACUGGCUCUCUGGAUGGCUUAGGAGUACAAAGUCGUUCCCUUCCCAGGCUAUAUCGAAGUGAUGCCCCUUCCUUCUCUCUGCCCCCUCGGCACUCAUCCAGGGCAAGAUGCAGCCUCCCAUCUCUUGAGUGCCCUCCAGACAUGACUGUAACGUCCUUGAGCAAUGAUCUCAGCUUUAAGAAGAUGCUCUUGUUUGGGAAAGGAAGAGUAGGUCCAGGGAUAGGCCAGUGGAGAGGCAGCAUCAGUUCACUAAGCAGCAAGAAUGAGCUUCAAGAUUACCAUCAGAGACAGAAAGACGAGCGGUUACGAGAACAGGAAGUGGAGAGACUGGAGCGUCAGCGUCUGGAAACGAUACUGAGCCUAUGCUCUGAAUUGGGAAACUCAGCAUCAAGUUGCCCAGAACGCAGUGCUGGUGUUUGUGCCAUAUCCGACCUGCAGAGGAUCAAUAAUGAGCUGGAGAAGCUGCAGAUUUUGGAUGAUGAAAGUGAAUUUUCUGACUUGCUUGCUGUAGCUGCUCUACAGGAUGACUUGGUAGAGAAGAGUAGACAAGAGAGACAGCUACAGACAACUAACAUCCUGCAAACGUCUGCAUCAGACACCAUGAAGAUUAAACAGGAUAUAACCCGGGUAGAAGAGGAGAGGAUUCAAGUCCUCAACAGCAUUGAAGAGUUGGAGCAGAAGAUAAAGGACUUAGACACACAAGUGGAUGAGUCUAUCAGAGAGAUGGAGGUGGAGAGGGCCCUAUUGGAAGGUGAGCAGAAUGAAGAGCUUGCUCUCCUGCAAGCAGAUAAGGUUUUGCUAGAGAAGUUAAAUGAAAAGAUGAGCAAAAUGGGGAAAACCACAAAUCCUAAUACAACUGAAAAGGACACAGAGAUUUUGGGGACAGAGAUGAAGCACUUUGAGGAUCUUGAGUUUCAGCAACUAGAGAAAAAGAGCAAUCAGGCUGAAGAAAAAGAGUCACAGAACCAGCAACUCCUCCAAGAGAUUGCUGAGUACCAGCACAAUUUACUCACACGCGAGGAGAGGCUUAUGGGUUUGAAGAAACAAUCCACUCGGAUUACCCAGCAGGCUCAUCAAGAAAAGGAGAACUUCCUGAAAGAGAAGAACAGUCUUCAUCUGAUAUUACAAAGGGAGCAAGAAAAUCUUGCCACACUGGAAAGGAAAUAUGCAGAGCUGACCAGUGGCCAGACCUUCUCUCUGAACCCUGUGUCUUUGAAAGAGGUAAGAAGGAGGAGUAACAGCAAUAAGGAAGGUGGGCCUAUGCUGAAUUACAGCAAUAUGUCCCAUAAAAGGGAGAGAUGCAGUUCUGGAAGCUUUGGUAGUUUCACAUUGGACCACAGCCAAUACACUAAGUCCCAUCUGCCCCUGUCUCAGAGUUCUAGCUGUGGUAGUAUGCCCCCUCAUGCUCCCUCUCACACACCAAGAGAUCUAGACACUCGCUGUCUACUCAAGGCUGGUCACCUGCAUUUGAAUGACAGCAGGCAGAGGUUGAGUGAAAUAAACAGCAGGACCGUGUCUGAGUCAAACUUCUAUUUGAACCCUUUUCACCAUGUGGACAAUGUUACCAACUUUGAUACCGUCAGUGUGGAAAGUUCAGACAGCCUGGAGACGAGCAUCUCAGCCUGCUCUCCUGACAACAUCUCCAGCAGUGCCAGCAUAUCUAAUGUGGUUAGGAUAGAGGAGAUGGAGUGUCUGCUCAGAGAGUUGCAGGCAGAGAAGUCCAGACUCUUGAAGCACAGGGAGAGAGAAAUGGAGCAGCGUCAACAGGCUCUAGAGGAGGAGAAGAUGAGGCGAGAAGAACUGGAAAGGCGACUUAGAGAGGAGACAAACAUAAGGCAGAAACUUAUAGAAAGGGAGGUCAAGCUCCGGGAGAAGCAAAGAACACAGUCUCGUCCAUUGACACGUUACUUGCCAGUCAGGAGGGAUGACUUUGACCUGCGGAGACAUAUUGAGGCAGCAGGUCAUCAUCCCAACAGCUGUUUUCACCUUGCUAUUACUGACAAGACAUGCAGAGGCUUUCUAGUCAAGAUGGGGGGGGAAAUCAAAACCUGGAAAAAACGCUGGUUUUUAUUUGACCGAAAUCGCAGGACCCUGGCAUACUAUGCAGAUAAACAUGAAGUAAAAACAAAGGGUGUCAUCUACUUUCAAGCUAUUAAGGAAGUGUAUUAUGAUCACCUUAAGAAUGCACAUAAGAGCCCAAACCCUUUACUGACAUUCAGCAUAAAGACACAUGAUCGCGUUUACUUCAUGGUAGCGCCUUCUCCAGAGGCUAUGAGGAUCUGGAUGGAUGUGAUAGUAACAGGAGCAGAAGGUUACUCUCACUUUCUGGUUUGAGUAGCAGCUUUCUGCAGUGACCCAUCGUGCUUUGGCUCAGACUUUAAAAUGGAUUCUAGUACUUUCUGCUUUUUGAGGAAUCUUUUUUGUAGCUCAGAUUUAUACAUGGUAUUAUAUACAUUAUAAUAUUUUGGUGUGGGAAUCACAGUAUAGUAUAAAAUAUUGUUUUCUGUUCAGCAGUUGUAGUUAUCUGUUCAGUUAGUUGAAGUUAUCAUUGCCUAAUCUGAUUUUUCCCCUAAACCCAUGUAUGCUGUCCCAUUUUUGAAUUUUUGUUCCAGAUAGCAGCUCUAGAAACCCCCUUUGCAUGGUUUUUUGCUCUCAUUUAUUCAAUUUGUAUGAGUGUACUAACCAGAGAAAAUGCUAUGUUAUUCUGUUUUAACUACUUUUUUAUAACCUUCAAACAUAUUUUUUUGUCAUUUUAAAGUGCCUUUUUUUUUUAAUAUAUGUAGGCAGUUUUUCACAUAUUUUGUAACUUUAAAAGCGUUUUAAGAGUUACAAUUUUAAAGCUUUUUCUAAUACUUUUUAUUUUCAUUUUCAUUUCAUUUUCAGCAAGGUCUGUCAAUACAUAAGUUAAAUUUGGUUCUUUUUUAUUGCUCAUAGAAAACCAGAAGCACGAUAUAGGUCAAAAAAUGGAAGGAUAUAUAUAACCAAAGACAUGCUUUCUUUGAGUAUCUGUAUUUUGUAAAUGCAUUCAAGGCUCUCAGUAGAUCUUAAUAUCUCAUUAUUUUUUGUAAUUCCUUUAGUUAAUAAUCUUUCCAACUUAAUCAUUACAAGGACAAGAUAGAAAUGAUAACUCUUAUAGCAGAAUAUAUUAUGAUCCUGUUGUCAUUGUUGAAGCUCUUUUAGCAGCAGCAGCAGCCAAAGUAAAGGCCCACACUAGAAAUGUUUCUUUUGUUAAAAAAUAGUCACCAUUGUAACUAAUUAUAUUGCUAUAAGGAUUAAGGUAAUGUGCCAAGCAAAACUAUAGUAACAUAUCAAAUAGUUUAUGGCAUUUACGGCAUUUAGCAGAUGACCUUAUCGAGAGUGACUUACUUUUUUUUUUUUUUUUUUUUUUAUUUCAUAGUCAUUUGAUGGCAAGAAUAUAGUUGGAGGUUUGUUUUUAACAGGUACAAAAUGUUAGUGUAUGUACAAUCAACUUUAUCCAAACAUUGUGGUACUUGGAUAAAAUUUCCAGGGGUUAAAAGCAAGGAGGCUGAACAAACAGUAUGUGCAUUAGACAUAUAUAUACUGAAAAUUUAUAAUAGCAUGUUUUUAAUUAUUGAAUAUGUGUUAUAAUACUUUUGUAAUGAAUUUUAUACACAAUUAAAACUCUUUAGAAUAAUUAAAUGUAGUUUUUCAUCAGGUAAUGUAAUCUAUAAUAAACUCCAAACAAAGUUUACAUGAACAGUUUUUCAUACUGUACUUGAAUUUAAAGAUCUUAUUUU
Tachysurus vachellii is the source of this 4588-nucleotide messenger RNA. It is a transcript of the gene phldb2a, whose product is annotated as pleckstrin homology-like domain, family B, member 2a. The record is from RefSeq and is a predicted model, not a curated record. Gene Ontology annotation, cellular component: basal cortex. Gene Ontology annotation, biological process: regulation of microtubule cytoskeleton organization. The transcript is spliced from 17 exons. NCBI's taxonomy places the organism in Eukaryota, Metazoa, Chordata, Actinopteri, Siluriformes, Bagridae. Bases 228 to 3164 code for a protein of 978 amino acids.